Molecule: messenger RNA, 537 nt
Organism: Triticum turgidum subsp. durum (durum wheat)
Lineage: Eukaryota; Viridiplantae; Streptophyta; Magnoliopsida; Poales; Poaceae
Source: the annotation of a GenBank genome assembly
AUGCAGCCGCCGCUCGGCAAGAAGACGAAAGGGCGGCAGCGCAGAGAGAACCGGCUGGUGGAGGACAGGGAGUCCCGGCAGGUGACCUUCUCCAAGCGAAAGUCCGGGCUCUGGAAGAAGGCCUCCGAGCUCGCCGUGCUCUGCCGCGCCAGCCUCGCCGUCGUCGUGUUUUCCGAGGCCGGCAAAGGGUUCGCGUUCGGCAGCCCCUCCACCGACGCCGUCUUGGGCUACGCCGGCUACGGCGAAGCCAAUGUCCCUGCUGCCGCGGACGACGUGGAGUGGGAGGCCCUGGAGGCGCUGUGCCAGGAGACGGAGAAGAACGGCCUGGAGGUGGCCGCGGAGGCCGCGCGGAUGAGCGCCGUCGGGAAGAAGGUGGUGGACGUGCAGACGCAGGAGGGGAAGCGGUUCUGGUGGGAGGCGGACGUGGAGGCGCUCGGGGAGGCCGAGCUGCCGGAGUUCGCCAGGGCGCUCCAGCGCCUCAGGGACAACGUGCGCCGCCGCGCCGACAGUCUGAUGUCCGUCCUACCGCCGCCGUAG